GGGUGAUGCAUCAGCUUCUUCGCAAAGUGGGUCGAAUACUCAAUCAACCAAAAAAAAAAGGGAAGAGGUUGCACCCGGAUGAAAAAGUUGCAACUUUUGACUGCACGGGAUGAGAGAAUAUCAAUAGAUUUUAAUUCAGAUGGACAUCCUAUAGGGGAACUUGCAAAAGAUUUCAAGUUUCAUGUGGCUUGUCUUGCUCGAGAGAAAAUCAGUAUUGUGAUUGAUGAGUGGGAUAAUGUUGGCAGUGAAGACAUAAAAGAAAUUUGAAAGGACUUAAGGUAAUUUUAAUUGCAUUUACUAAGUCUUCUAUUUGUUGUGUAACAUAGCAAAUAUGGGUUAUUCCUAAAAAUGAUGUUGUUGAUAAGAGGACGAUGAUAUAUGCGGGUGAGCGUUGGAAGGCCUUUAAAAAUAGCUUAACAAGUAGAUAUUUAAAUAAUGGAAAUAAGAUGGGCAUGUCAGCUGCUGAUGAUUAUCCUUAUAUUGAUGAAGAGAUGUGGAAGAAUUUUGUUAAGUCGCGUGAGGACCCUUCCCUUCUAGUUAGUUGGCUUUAUUAGUUAUUUCAUCAAUCAAAUAAUUUUUUAGUACUACCUAAUGAAUUUCUGUGGUAUAUAAUAGGAGAAAAGAUAAAAGGGACAAAAGGCUCAAUCUUAUAAUAAAUAUCCCCAUAGAUUGUCCCAAGGGGGAUAUGCUUUGCUUGAGAAAAAUAUGAUGGCAGAAAAGUUAAAAGAAAGACAAGAAGCAGCUGAAGGGUCAGAGGUUCCAUCUCCAUCUCCACCACAACGUCAUGAGAAGUGGAAGAGAGCCCGACUAAAACCAUCAGGAGAGUAUACAUCGGAAGACGCUCGUCGUGUUGCAGAAAAAAUUGAUUCUCUAGUGUUAGAAGGGACCUUUGUCCCACAAGGACGGAAAGAUAUUUUGACUGAAGCCACAGGGUAUGAUGAGCACCCUGGUCGUGUUCGUGCUGUUGGUCGAGGUGUGGGGAUUCGACAAUUCUUUGGAUCUCAUUCUCGUAAAUGUUCUUGUCCCCCGCCUGUUAUGAAUAAAUACCAAAUAGAGACUAUUAAGGCUGAGCUUAUUAAGGAUAUUAGAGAGCAGGUGAUGCGGGAUAUAUCAUCUUUGCCAGCUUUCUCUCAAAAAUCCAGAAAUGACCCAAUUUGUUCUUCUGAUACCACUCUACAAUAUGCGAGCGCAAAUGGUACUUGUUCAGAGGUGCCUCAUAUACAAGAUGAUGAUCAAGAGGAUAUUCCUGAAGAGUGUGAAUUGUAUAUUGAUGGAAACACUCGUGUAGUGGCAUAUGCUAAUGUGUAUAUGUUAGGGCCCAAUAUACAAAAUCAGGUGCUCAAUAAUGAUAUGGUGAGAGUGGCUGUUACCAAAGUGAUGUAUGCAAAUGCUAAAGUACCGGUUCCCACGGAUGAGGUUACCACGGUUGGUGAUGCCUCUAAUACUUUCAUUCAAUGGCCAAAAAGACUUUUGCAACUUACUUCUAAGAAGAAAUAUGAUGCUCCACCAAAAAAGUCGGAACCUAUCUGUAAAAAAUUAGGGGUAAAGGCAAUGUUUAUGGAUCAAACUUUGAAGUUUAAUGGUGAAUUCGGUGAGACAAAUGCCAUUAUUGAGCUCCCAAGAGAAGAUAUUGUAGACUUGUGUAUGGGUACAAAAGAUUUAGGCAUCACUGUUUUACAAGUGUGGCUCAUUCAAAAUGAGCGAGGUAGUGUUCAAUCCUACAUGCAAAAGAAGAUGUGUGAUGAUAUCAAAGAAUGUUACCUUGCUCCUUAUUUUAGCAAUCAUCAUUGGCAAUUGUUCAUCAUUAAUCCUCAGAAGCUUGAAGUAGCCUUUUUAUGUUCAUUGGGAAAGAAGCCAGAUAAAAAAAUCUAUGACAUUGUUAAAAUUACAUUGGAAGCUUAUAAUAAACUACAACGUGUGAGAAAGCAGAAGAAAGUAGAAUGGUUCUAUCCCACCACUCAAAUAUUUCGGGAUUCAAAUCCAUUUCAAAAAGAGGAAGUUAAAAAUGUUCAAGAGCGUUGUGAAAAUAUGAUAUUGGAACAUAUUGAAGCAAGUGGAGACAAUGAUAUGAAUUAUGUGCAAUUCUAUGUUGGAUGUUUUACUCUUGUUUAUGCUUUUUCAUUAAACAAGAGUUAUCUCUAUUGA
Vicia villosa (hairy vetch) is the source of this 2145-nucleotide messenger RNA. RefSeq lists its product as uncharacterized. The transcript is spliced from 9 exons. NCBI's taxonomy places the organism in Eukaryota, Viridiplantae, Streptophyta, Magnoliopsida, Fabales, Fabaceae. Bases 706 to 2145 code for a protein of 479 amino acids. The record is from RefSeq and is a predicted model, not a curated record.